Oncorhynchus kisutch (coho salmon) is the source of this 723-nucleotide messenger RNA. RefSeq names its product protein rtoA-like. The transcript has 4 exons. The coding region runs from base 1 to 723 and encodes 240 amino acids. NCBI's taxonomy places the organism in Eukaryota, Metazoa, Chordata, Actinopteri, Salmoniformes, Salmonidae. The record is from RefSeq and is a predicted model, not a curated record.
AUGGAAACCAGCCCAGCAGCCAACCAGCGGCUUAACCAGGGAUACUCCUCUAGUAACCAGGGGUACUCCUCUAGUAACCUGGGGCGCUCCUAUAGUAACCAGGGAUACUCCUCUAGUAACCUGGGGCACUCCUCUUGUAACCAGGGGUACUCCUCUAGUAACCAGGGGUACUCCUCUAGUAACCAGGGUUACUCCUCUAGUAACCUGGGACACUCCUCUAGUAACCAGGGUAACCAGGGAUACUCCUCUAGUAACCAGGGGUACUCCUCUAGUAACCUGGGGCGCUCCUAUAGUAACCAGGGAUACUCCUCUAGUAACCUGGGGCACUCCUCUUGUAACCAGGGGUACUCCUCUUGUAACCCGGGGCGCUCCUAUAGUAACCAGGGGUACUCCUCUUGUAACCUGGAGCGCUCCUCUAGUAACCAGGGGUACUCCUCUUGUAACCUGGGGUGCUCCUCUAGUAACCAGGGGCACUCCUCUUGUAACCAGGAGCACUCCUCUUGUAACCAGGGGCACUCCUCUUGUAACCAGGAGCACUCCUCUUGUAACCAGGAGCACUCCUCUUGUAACCAGGGGCACUCCUCUUGUAACCAGGGGCACUCCUCUUGUAACCAGGAGCACUCCUCUUGUAACCAGGGGCACUCCUAUAGGUACAAUACUGAGCAGCAUGAGAGGGAAAUGGGUUCAAAAUGGAACGUGGGAGAGGGGGAUGAGAUAGAGUAG